Molecule: messenger RNA, 7277 nt
Organism: Hemicordylus capensis (graceful crag lizard)
Lineage: Eukaryota; Metazoa; Chordata; Lepidosauria; Squamata; Cordylidae
Gene: XPNPEP3
Product: X-prolyl aminopeptidase 3
Exons: 10
Coding region: 308-1822 (504 amino acids)
Cellular component (GO): mitochondrion
Molecular function (GO): manganese ion binding; metalloaminopeptidase activity
Source: RefSeq, a predicted model, not a curated record
CAUCAGGCGUUCGAUUUAGACACCUAAACAAACAGCAACACAGCACAACGAGCUCCAGGAAGAUAAGUGGUUGAAAGGAGUGUAAUGACAUCAUCAAACUACGUCUUAGGAGCGACAAGUCCCGAAAAAACUUGCAAGUGGUCUAUUCGCGCCUAGUGUCGGCUGGGAGGUUGGCCAUGCUGGAUAGUGGGGGCUUGGGAAAUAGAGUAGAGCAGAGACGAGAAGGAGGAGAAGGAAGGGAAUUGGUUUAUCUUCAGAGAUCGCCCUGUAGUGGUCGGUCUUGUCCUUACAGGAGGGUGGCUCAGCCAUGGUGUGGUUCCCAGUACAGAGGCUUAUCCCAGCUGUAAGGGGCAUGUGCAGCUUUUCAGGCUGCAAGUUCUGUUUCCUUCGGAAACUGUCCAUCCAACCUGUCCAACAGAGGAAGAUUCCAAACCGGUACCUAGGCCAACCGAGUCCUUUCACACACCCACACCUUCUCAAAUCAGGGGAAGUAACACCAGGGUUGUCGCAGGUGGAAUAUGCUCUCCGUAGGCACAAGCUGAUGGCUCAGAUACACAAAGAAGUGGAAGAGAUGGACCACACAGUGAUUCUACUAUCCAAUCCCACCUACUACAUGAGCAACGAUAUUCCAUACACCUUCCACCAGGACACCAACUUCCUAUACCUGUGCGGAUUCCAGGAGCCUGACAGCAUCCUAGUGCUGCAGAGUGUGCCUGGCAAACCCUUGCCAUCUCACAAAGCCCUGCUGUUUGUCCCACGACGGGACCCAAGCAGAGAGCUCUGGGAUGGGCCACGGUCUGGUACUGAUGGGGCAGUAGCUCUCACGGGUGUGAAUGAAGCAUAUCCCAUAGAGGAGUUUAGACACUUGGUGUCUAAACUGAAAGAUGAAUCUAGUAUGGUUUGGUAUGAUGUUGCUAAACCAGUGCAUUCACAGCUUCAUUCUGAUUACCUGUUGCACCUGGCAGAGGUCAAGGCUAGAAGUAAAAACCGUAUCCGAGCUGUCAGACACCUAGUGGAAAAUCUUCGGCUGAUUAAAUCUUCUGCAGAGAUUGAGAGAAUGAAGAUUGCUGGCAAGAUGACAUCUCAGGCAUUUAUAGAGACAAUGUUUGCAAGCAAAGCUCCAGUGGAUGAAGCCUUUCUUUAUGCAAAGUUUGAAUUUGAGUGCCGGGCUCGUGGUGCAGACAUUUUGGCUUAUCCCCCUGUUGUUGCUGGUGGCAACAGGUCCAACACCUUGCAUUAUGUGAAAAACAAUCAGCUCAUCAAGGAUGGAGAAAUGGUUCUACUGGAUGGGGGAUGCGAGUUCUCCUGUUAUGUAAGUGACAUCACCCGCACCUGGCCCAUCAAUGGCAGGUUCACUGGUCCCCAAGCAGAGCUGUACCAAGCUGUUCUGGAAGUACAAAAGGCCUGCCUGAGGCUCUGCUCUCCAGGUGUGAGCCUAGAGAACAUCUACAGUCUCAUGCUGACCUUGAUUGGACAGAAGCUGAAAGAUUUGGGAAUCCUACAGAAAAGCACUUCCGAAAACCAUCUUUUUAAGGCUGUCCGGAAAUACUGCCCACAUCACGUAGGACAUUAUCUGGGAAUGGAUGUUCAUGACACACCUGAUGUAUCACGAUCAAUUCCCCUGCAGCCAGGCAUGGUGAUCACCAUCGAGCCAGGUAUCUACAUCCCUGAGGAUGACAUAAAUGCCCCUGAAAGAUUCCGUGGCAUUGGUAUACGUAUAGAGGACGAUGUUGUAGUGACAGAGAACGCGCCCUUGAUUCUUUCGGCAGACUGCCCAAAGGAGCUCUAUGACAUUGAACAAGUCUGUGGCUGCAGCCCUUGACCUCUCAUCAUGGCCUUCUACACAUUGCUCAGGUACAAAUCAGGAAAUACACUCUUUUGGACACAAUGCAGUCCUUUAUAGACUUUAUAAUGUCAUUAGAGGAUGUCUGGUGCGAUGAGUGGAGUUGGAAAAACAUUACCUGCAGGGCAUUAAGAGUGUAAAUACCUUGGACAAGAAGAACGUUAUAUUAAAGAUGAGGGUAAUGUGGUUACAUAUUUGACAAGUUUUCUAAUUUAAUGCUAAAGAAUUGGAUGCAGUAGCUGGAUUCCACACAGAACACCAUACUGUCUGGGCUAUUUUUGUCCUCACGUGUAUUGUAAAAUAACCUGGCUUAUUACUAGUAGCGAUACAUUGAACAAUGGCCUGGUUGCUCCUUACAGUUUUUCAGAUCAGCGGGAGCAGGUCUGCAUUUCAGCUGUCAUGAAGAUUACCUUCAAUUUCAGAGGCAUAAAAGAAUUUUCUCUCUCCCCCACCUCCCUUUACAAAAGGUGAUAUGUUCAAGAAACCAGUGCAGAUGUUCUAGCUGCUUAAUGGAGGUCACAGGACCAAGGGACAAAACCUACAUGUUGGAAGUUGCUUCUCUUUUUAAGGUCAAGGGAAUGCUUUUUAACAUUAGGGAAUACAUUGAUGUCAGAAGGGAUUUGUGCUAUGUCUGCAAAAAGCACAAAGUAUCUCUCUCAUAUGCAGAAUUAGGCACCCCUCAAUCCUUUGAAUCAUAUUCUAGUGAUGUGAGUGGAAGGAAGCUAAUGUAGACAAACUUCCCUUGCCUGUCCUCAGAAUAUCAGCCCCUAUACACCCCCAAAAAAUCCACUCCUGAGGAUCAGGGACCCUCCAAAACAGGAUUGUAUGGGGUGCAGAGUGAUGUGGGAAAAUCAGUGAUAAUCUUACACACACACACACACACACACAGAAGUGCCUUCUGUUUGUACAUGGGGUACUUUGAAUGUAAUCCAUUGACUGUAAUGGUCUUAGGAGCACCUAACUUUGCAAAGGAUUGAAAUAUUAGGUCAGUAAUAGACCCAGUUUUAGAUUUAUAAACUAAUGUGGUUGAGUCUGAUUAGAUUCAGAAUAUUUGCCACUGGGUUUGGAUUACUUUUUAUUCUAUGGCUUCACAUUUUCAGCUUUCCAAUUUUCUUUCUCUUCAGCCUUUUCCAUAUUGCUUUGGCAUGGACAAUUUAGGACUGUUUUUAACUUUGCAUUUUGCAUUAGGGUGCAGAUAUCCAAGUACAAAAUAUAUAGUUCUUGUCCAUGCCUGUUUUUAUUGCAACUCUCCUUGACAAAAUACAUGGAAGCAGAAACCAGGAAAAGAUCAAGCCUGCAUUUCCGUAUAUUUUUCUGGGAAAUGCAGCAAUUCAAACAUGAAUUUAUCAUUCUGAACUGGUGCAAGACAAGUUAUUUUGUCCUUGAGUAUUCAUACCUAAUUCCAAAAUGUAAAGUGCAGUGUGGUCCUUAGACAAAUGUGUCUCCACCCCCUUAUUGGGGUUUAGAAAUUUCUUCUUCCUCACCUUACAACAAAUGUUUUUGCUUCAUUUUCUAAUAACACAAUGAAUAGGAGAAUGGGCUACUCUCUCUGCCAGUAGGAACACAAGGAUGAAAACAGACACCAACCUGAAUGAAAUAGAAGCUUGGUAUUGCUUUUGUUAGAAGAUGAUAAUUCUUUUGUCAUGGAAUUUUUUUGUAAUGGAGGAAAUGUUACGGAACAAUCCAGCAGUAAGACUUUGUGAAGCACUUUUGUGAUCUCUGAAUGAGAACUAUUAUAUUUGUACAGAGUAAUAUUGUAUAUAUAUAUUUCUAUAUAAUAUACAGUAUAUUUUAUUCUGCUUAAUACCAAAAAUAAUUCUGUAUCAAUAAAGGUAUCAUCUUUAAAAUAAAACAAAACAGCUUUACAACUCAGAUUGUAGGAUUGCCCAUCAAGAAGCUUUUGCCCAUCUGCAACCUUCUUCUUGUGAUAACACUGUUCACAUGGGGAGUUUCUGCCUUUCCACCAGUAGCAGCUACUGAAGGUAUAAACAUUUUUAAAUAUUCUGAUCUAUGAUGAGUAUGUACAGAUAUCUAUUAUUUUAAAAGAUCAGCGCAACUAGAUUUUAGCAUUAGGUUUUAUUUUAAAAAGAAGGAUCUUAAGAGUCAAGAGGUACAGUUUCAAGGUACCCCUUUGUAAGUUAGUAGCACAUAACACACAGUAAUCUCUUUGAGUUAUAGUACAUCUCUGUACCAGUCUGAGGCUAAGUUAUAGGCAGCUCAUGUUUCUUCUGUCAUGCUAACAUGCUCACCUGCUGACAUAUGAUAAUUUUAUUUAUUACCGGCUACUGUGAGAUGAGUGGGUAGAGAACAGAAAAGGCAUGGAGAGUUUCAUUCCCCCGCCCCCAUUUGAGAACUAACUCUAUUGGCAGCAUAUAAAAUAAAUGGUAAAUGGUAAAGAUACUGCUUGGCUCAGGCUGUGUAUCCUUUUGGUCCUUUUGGCAUACACCAACUGGAGGAGGAGGAUGUGGUAGAAUUCUGUCCCUAAAACUUUUGCACUUUGGGAAAAAUCUUGGUACUAGUCCAUUAGAAACUCUUUAUAGAAAAGCAUAGCCCUCCAGCAUAAAUAGACUGAGCAAAAUGUCAGGGUUUUAAUUAGUUAGAAUCAGUGGUGGCCAAGACUAUGGAGGGGGGUGGGGAUGGAGGAAAUGGCUGUCCCACCUUUACCUUCCCCCAGUUUUUAAUUGAGCCAAGCAGGCUGAUUAUGUGGUAGGUUGGAAUGCCCAGAAAAUGACCACCCAAUGCAACUCAACCCAGUGAUUGGCCAGCCUUUGUGGCUCCAGUUAAACCUGGGGCAGGGCAAGCAGACAGAGAGGCAGCCAUGGUGAGACAGGAAAAGAGGGAGGAGAGAGGUAUGCAGCUGUGGCCGGUUCUGUACCUGCCCAGUAGUAUGGCCACCGCUGGUAGGAAUAAAAUCAUUUUCAUAGGGAAGGGAGGGGUGUUUUGAGAGCUAGGUUUUUGUUCCAUUUGCCCCAAAUAUUGCAUUAUUCCUGUUUUUGUUGCAAAGCCUAAUUUUUUUUUCCAGUGGCUGACAUCCAGAGCAAAGAAGCACCAGUGCAGCGAAAGAAGCAAACAGCACUUUCAAACAAACUGCACUGGUGUAUCUGUGGUCAUUUUGGACAGCCUCCCCUUCCCCAGGAAUCCCUCUGUGCCACCCAAAAAUAUGUCAGAGGGCUGCAUAGUUAGUUUGGAAGUGCUGUUAUUCUGUUCCUCUCACUACAUCAGUACUUUCUUGCUCUGGAUGUCAGCCAGUAUACUAUACAGGGGUGGGCAGAUGUCAGGCUUCUGGAUUCUAUUUGGUUUAGAAACAAAAGGUCCACCAACUAGAGUCAGGUGCAGAGUGGGAGUGGGAGCAGCCAGAUGCAAAAUGAUGGUGCAGGGGAAGAACUAAUUACCUACUGCAUCCUAUGAGCCAUAUGCUGAGAUGUCCUGCAUCUAAAAAUCUAAAUCUGAGCUACUACAGAUCACUUGGUCAAAAGUAACCAAUUAGUACUUAUAUUUUCUGGUCGAUGAAUACUGAGCCUGAGAGAUAAGUGACUAACACGAGGACAACUAUGGCAAAGAGCUUUUGAUUACUUUCAGUGUUAAUUGCUAUUAUUAAACUACUGAGGGCUAAAAAUGUUGCUGUUCUUCUGCGAAUCACCCAGAGAUCUACCAGUAGAUCCUGAUCAAGCACCUGCCUACCCCAAACUAGAAGACUUAACAGGAUGGCUUAGUUUUAUUACUUGGAUCAUAUUAUAUGUAAAUUAGUGCCACAUCCAUCAUGAGAGCAAGAGGCACCGUGAAUGGUCUGGGAGCAUCUGAAGUUGCGGCGCUGCUGAAGCUAAGCAGAUGUGGAUCGGUUCAGCCCUAAGAAUGGGAGAGCACUGGGUGCUUUGUGUGUUAGUAGACUAUAAUAUAUCAAACAUGGUUUUUUAAAACAGUGACAAAUAAAUGUACAUUUUGUCUCCAUUUUAAUCAUUUCAAACCCACAGUAUUCGUAUCACAGAGAAGGCCAAAAAACAGGGGUGGGGGGAGUGUUAACACUUUUAACACCAGAAUAGAUGAAACCAUUGAAAUGAAUUCAUUGAUCAUGAAUGAACCCAUUGAGAGCAAUAGUAGGAAUCCUGUAAGUUUCAGGAGGGUUUUGUUUUUGCUGGAGUUACUGCACACAUGUACAUUAGCAAACAGUUUAAUCUAGCUGACGAUACAUGUUUAAACUCUGAGUUGGAUCUGCAUUCUCCCUUGGAGGCUUAGUUAACAAAGGUCCUACUUCAUUAACUGCAGUUUCUACAAAGCUUUGUUCAAGAGCUUGAAAAUUAUUUUCUAUAAACAAAUGUUGAAGUAUGUAUUUUUUACAAGAGAGAGAUAAUAGCUCUCUUCAGAUGUUAUGAGCACCCCAAGCACCCACGGAUACAACGGGCAAAAGUGGAGAGGAAGUCCUGCUGCCCUGCUGUCAAUCACCCCUUUGUGCCAAUUAUCAUGGUUACCGUGCCAUUUGAAGAAGGUGUUGUUGUAGUAAGUGUGAUAGUAGCAAAUCUGUGAGUGGCUACUCACGGAUUUGCCGCAAUCAUGCUUACGGUGCUACCUACUUCAGAUUAAUGGUGCCGUAACCAUGAUUGUCAGUGUGCAGGGGUGAUUGACAGUGGAUGGCUUUUGCCUACUGUUACUGUGAGCAAUCUGGGGCGUGCAUAAUGUCUGAAGAGGGCUAAAGACAUAAUACAAUCUCUGUUGUAUGAGAUUCUUUAAAGAAGCUUAGCCCCUUUCUAUUGGAUAUUUUUAGUGCUAAUGUCUAUGCGUGUCAUUUUUGUUGUCUUAAAAGCAGAAAAGGACCUGCUUCGGACUUUAAAAUUAUUGCUAAUGGUCCAUGUUCCCUCUAACAGGGAUUCCCAGAUGUUGUUGACUGCAACUCCCAGAAUCCCCAAGCAAAGCUAUUAUACCUGGGGAUUCUGGGAGUCAUCUGGAAAUCCAUGUUCUUCGACGUAGUCUCUGUGCUUUAUACGAAUGGGCGCAAAGCCCAUUCGUGUAAGAGCACAGAUGACCACUAGAAGAACCAAGUUACAGGUAAGCAACCUGUCGUUCUUCAACGUGGUCUCUGUGCUUUACACAAAUGGACUUUGCGCCCAUUCAUGUAAGAGCACAGAUGACCACUAGAAGAACCCAAGUUACAGGGAAGCAACCUGUCGUUCUUCAACGUGGUCUCUGUGCUUUACACAAAUGGGCUUUGCGCCCGUUCGUGUAAGAGCACAGAUGUCCACUAGAAGAACCCAAGUUACAGGGAAGCAACCUGUCGUUAGAGGGAACUGGUACUCUCUUUUGUAUGCAAGGUUUGUGAAAUGUACACCUCUUUUAUCUGACUAAAACACUGUUACUUUUCCUUAGGCUAUCCUAUCUCCUGUUUAAGUCACAACAUUCAGAACAAAUCUUAGAUGCCAAUAAACGAAUUGUUGUAAUAUCA